GAGACACCAGGGCGCAAUCUUAUCAGGUGUGCCAGGCCAAGCAGUCAAUGUACCGCCUAGUCAUCCCGGGUGCUCGGGUCGUUCAAUUUCUGGCAUACCCGCUCUUGUUUACCUGAGGUUGAUAUCCUUAAUGUUAUCUCGCUGUCAAGAAGACGGACGGAAGAAACCGCUCUUGAGUGUCGUUCUUGGCUCUUGGAGGCGAGCCGCAUCGGUUGCACUAUUGGCAAUGAAAUGGUUUCUUCGGCAGCAGGGCCGCCUCGGGGCCUCCCGGAACAGGUUAUCGGGACCGGUUGCUACCACGGACCACGGUGGGGCCUGAAUAAGCUCAGGAUGUGCAGCAGGUGCGGCUCCAAUGCUGUCGCGACGACGGAGGAAAUGGCCCGGGAGAACGCACAACUUGACGAUGAACGGCGAUGAGUUCGAUCAAAGGAAAAUUUGCUCACUUCCAGGAACGGCCGACUGUGGAGGCGGCCGUGUCCUCGUCUCGAACUUGUGAGGUUAUCGCGAGGUUGACAGGUUUCGACCGAACCUCGCUUGGUCGGUGAGCUUCCACAGGAUCGGGUCUGGAUUCGCCAAGCCACACGCGCAGACCCUCAAUAAUCUUUGACAUGGCAACAUCGGACCGUGCAACAUCGGCUCAUUUUCUGACAUUCGAAACUCGAAGCCUCACAAGCUCAUUGUGGAAACUGCCGAUAAUGCUUCUACAUCUCGAUCCAGCGCGCGCAGGGGCCUCGAGACCCAUUUUCUUGGAAAUCGCGCUUCGCUGACAUUCUAAGGUUCUUCUGGGUUCCCCGGGCCCUGGUUUCGGCAUGGGUCUCGGCCGAGUCCCAGCCGGGGCUUGCAGCGAGGACAUGUACGUCUGCGGGCAAGCUCCCCUCGAAUGCCUGGUUCGCGAGAUGCAACGGACACAACCCUGGAAGAAGACAUGCCCGCGGUGUGGCUCAGAAUUCAAGGAACAAGCGGUAGGCCCCUGUCCGGCAGGAACAAGGGAUGGAAUCAGUUGGUUCCUCGCGCCGACGUCAGGAACAUCAUGGUGUGGUUCAGGGAGCAGGGUCGAGGAGAUGAACAGUGCUCCUCGGACACUGCCAGCCAUGACAGCGGCUACGCCGGAAAUGCAGGCGCAAGUCCCACAUUGCAGUUCAAUGACAGGCGAAGCUGGAUAAGAUAUGGUCCCAUUUCCCCGUCAGCCUUCGGGCCUGGGGCGGAUGCGGGUCGGGCGUCAUCUAGCAACGUUGCUGUCUCGCCGUCGCAGUCAGUCAGUCAGUCAGCAAUGUGAAAAGGAUGACUCUGACUGCAGGGACCGGAAGGUGGGAGGGAGGCUUGACGGCCACGGAGCUCGCGAUGCUUAUACAAAGCCGGCCUGGCGCUUCCAAUGGCACCGGCUCGAAGUGCUGUCGACGGCCUCACGUAGCUAGCCAAUGGACUUGCACCAAGGAACUAGCUGCCGAGACAUGGGAUGGCUGGGAUUGCUGACCGAUGUCGCCAUGCCCUAGCUGAUCCGAUCGGAACCGUCGGUCUCGACGUUGAGGCUACGACGCGCUUAUCAUGAUAUCAGCAGGACGGACGCUGUUGGGUUACUACUGUCUUGACAGACGAGAGUCGUGCGGAAGGUUUUGAGCCUCAUGGACGAUCCUGGACAAAAUGUGCCGACAUAUGGGCGCCGAUCUUCCCAUCUUUUGGCCAAGCACUGCAAGCUGGGCAGACCGGCCGCAAUAGGCC
This is a messenger RNA of Diaporthe batatas, 1719 nucleotides long. RefSeq lists its product as uncharacterized. The transcript has 3 exons. The record is from RefSeq and is a predicted model, not a curated record. Bases 881 to 1276 code for a protein of 131 amino acids. NCBI's taxonomy places the organism in Eukaryota, Fungi, Ascomycota, Sordariomycetes, Diaporthales, Diaporthaceae.